Sporothrix brasiliensis 5110 is the source of this 1368-nucleotide messenger RNA. Its product is annotated as oxoglutarate/iron-dependent oxygenase. Gene Ontology annotation, molecular function: dioxygenase activity. The coding region runs from base 1 to 1368 and encodes 455 amino acids. Lineage: Eukaryota; Fungi; Ascomycota; Sordariomycetes; Ophiostomatales; Ophiostomataceae. The record is from RefSeq and is a predicted model, not a curated record. The transcript is spliced from 2 exons.
AUGGCGUCCCCUCCAUGCUCGCCGUCUGCUGAGUACGAUGAAACAUCCACCUUGGAAGACGUACGAUACAGCAGCAAAUCCGUUCCUCGUAUUUCGUUACACAACUUUGAGGCCCGUGUCGACAGCGUCACGGCUGACAUAGCCGCAGCCGCCAAACAGCACGGGUUUUUCAUCUUGAUCAACCACGCCAUUUCACAAGCAGCCAUCGACGCACAGUUCUCAGCCGUCGAGCGCUUCUUUGCACUGCCCGACGAGAUCAAGGCCAAAACACCCUAUGCGACAUCGUGCAAUGCAGGCUGGGAGCAAGAGACGACGUUCGUGCCGCCAUCGGCCGGCGAGACUGCUGCUGCCAACGUGCAGCUGUCCAAAGAGGCGAGCGGCCAGUCCGACAGCCGGUACCAAAAGAAAAAGGAGAUGUACUGCAUGCAGCUCAACGAGUCGCGCAUGGCAAGGCGGUGGGUAUCCGACAAGGACCUGCACGGGUUUCGGCACCAAAGCCAGUCGUUUAUGCACGCCUGCCACCUCCUUAGCAUGCGGCUCAUGAUCUGCCUAGCACGCGGUCUGGGCUACACCAAGGACAACGGAAAGGACGACCACGUCUUUGCCAAGGCCCACGCCAUGUCACGACAGGGGAUCCAGACCGUACUGCGUGCGCAACGGUACUAUGCCGUGGACCAGCCGCGUCGGCUGUCGUCGCGGGUACCCACCAUGCCGACAAUGCCGACUAUGAAGACAACGCCGACGACACCGACGACACCGACGACACCGACGGCCACGAAGAGCCCUUCCUCGCAGUCCAACGGCUCUGCACACACCCAGAUCGACCGUCCUAGCAGUGCGACACAUGCCGCCUCAGACUGGUCGUUUUUGACGCUGCGGUUCCUGCGACCGGGCCAGAGUGGGCUCGAGAUCUGUCGAGGCCGCAAAACCGUGACACGCCAUACGACGAGCGCCAACGCCGAAUGGACCAAGAUUGAAAUAGAAGACGGCGACAUCGUCUGCAAUGUGGGCGAUCUACUCAUGCUCUGGAGCGACGACCAGUACAAGUCGACGCUGUACCGCGAGCAAGCGCCCAGCAAUCCGGCCGUUGGCGUUUACGGCGACUGCUACAGCCUCGCGUACUGCAACCAGCCCAGCAGAGACUGUGUUCUGCAGGGUCCGUUGCGCAAGUACCCGGCAAUGGCAGCCGGCAAACUGAUGGAUCUGGUGCGGAAGCGCAACAUGGCAGAGCUGGAAGACAAGCGCCGGCGCAAAGAAGUUGCAGAAACGAUUGCGGCGACGUCGGACGAUCCCAGCGCAGUCGCUGGAACGGCCGCAGCUGCAGUUGCUUCGCAUAUGUCGUCAUACAUGGAGUCGUAUUGUAUGUGA